Messenger RNA from Microtus ochrogaster (prairie vole), 2203 nucleotides. RefSeq names its product beta-galactosidase-1-like protein 3. Gene Ontology annotation, molecular function: beta-galactosidase activity. The coding region runs from base 1 to 2085 and encodes 694 amino acids. The record is from RefSeq and is a predicted model, not a curated record. NCBI's taxonomy places the organism in Eukaryota, Metazoa, Chordata, Mammalia, Rodentia, Cricetidae. Gene Ontology annotation, biological process: carbohydrate metabolic process. The transcript has 19 exons.
AUGGCCUUUGGAGAACGACUCUGUAAAGAUGAAGACAGUGAGCUAUUAACAGAGUUCUGCCAGUGUGAGCAUGCACAAGGCUUUGAGACAGCUGUUGGGAACUGGGUAGAGAAGGGAUGCCAGAGUCUGCCAGUCAGUCAUGUGCAAGGAUUUGUGGUGCUAGCACCCAGAUUCCCAUUUCAAGUCUCUCUACCCCAGCUCUUUCCUCUGCAGUUUCUUCUCUACCUUACCCUGCUCACGGGUCUGCACGAUGACGCUGAACUUGACAGCAUAGUUGUGCAAGGCAAGGAGGUGCUUUGGCGAAAGCGUCCUUCCUGGAGGAGAACUCUGGCCAUCUUCUUCUUGCCACUUGUCUUCUCAGGUCUUGGUCCUCACUCUGAAUUCAGAGAUGACAUGUUUAAAGUGUCUCCUGCCAGGUUUAGGUGGUCUCGUCUGACCCCUUCCAAGCUGAAGGAGAGAUCUGUAGGACUUAGCACUGAAAAGAAUGCUCAGGGCCAAGUGUACUUCACCCUGGACGGUCACAAGUUCAUGAUCAUUGGAGGCUCCAUCCACUACUUCCGAGUGCCCAGGGAGUAUUGGAAGGACCGCUUGCUGAAGCUUCAGGCCUGUGGUUUCAACACUGUCACCACCUACAUCCCUUGGAACCUCCAUGAGCAAGAGAAGGGGAAAUUUGACUUCUCUGAGAUCCUGGACCUGGAGUAUGUGAUCAUUCUGUUACUGCUGCUUUUCAACCAUCAUCUGUUUGCUUCUCAGUACCACCAUGGUGGCCCUGUUAUUGCUGUCCAAGUAGAAAAUGAAUAUGGGUCAUUUGGUAAAGAUGGGAGCUACAUGGAAUACAUUAAGGAGGCUCUGCUGAAGAGAGGGAUUGUAGAGUUCCUCUUGACCUCAGAUAAUGACAGUGGGAUGGAGACUGGCUCUGUCGAAGGAGCAUUGACUACUCUCAACAUGGCAGCCUUUGAGAAGGAUUCUUUUCUUAAGCUUCAACAAAUGCAGAAUGAUAAACCCAUUAUGGUCAUGGAAUACUGGACGGGCUGGUAUGACACAUGGGGGCAAAGACACAAUGUUAAAAGUGCAACUGAAAUCCAACUUACUGUGUCUAGAUUUCUCCGAUCUGGAAUCUCCUUCAACAUGUAUAUGUUCCAUGGCGGAACCAACUUUGGUUUUAUCAAUGGAGCCCAGAGUAUCUACCAGCACCGAGGUGUUGUGACUAGCUAUGACUAUGAUGCCGUGCUGACCGAGGCUGGAGAUUACACAGAAAAGUAUUUCAAGCUGCGGAAACUUUUUGCUUCUGCUUCAGCAGGUUCCCUGCCUCGGUUGCCUCCUCGUACUCCCAAGACUGUAUACCCAACUGUGGGUCUAUCAUUCUACUUGCCAUUGUUUGAAAUCCUACCGUACUUAAACAAGCCUGUCAUGUUAUACUAUCCAGAUACCAUGGAGAAUCUUCCAAUAAACAACGGCAGUGGUCAGCCCUUUGGACUGGUCCUCUAUGAGACUUCCAUCUGCUCUGGUGGCCAGCUCUAUGCUCACGUCCGUGAUUCGGCACAGGUGUUCUUGAAUGACACAAGGAUAGGAGAUCUGGAUGAGGAUACUUUUGACCUGACUAUUCCUCAAAUUCAGGAUUGUCAGCUUCUGAGGAUCCUGGUUGAGAACCAAGGCCGGGUAAAUUUUUCAUGGAAAAUACAACAUGAGUGGAAAGGCAUAGAUGGGAAUGUUAAAAUCAAUGGCACUUUGUUGAGAAAUUUCACCAUCUAUUCGCUGGACUUGAAGAUGAGUUUCUUCAAGAGGCUCCAUUCUGCCACCUGGAGGCAUGCACCUGAGCAUUAUCUAGGUCCUGCCUUCUAUAGGGGGACCUUGAAGGCUGGCUCUUCCCCCAAGGAUACCUUCUUGGACCUUUCAAACUGGCACUAUGGGUUCGUGUUCAUCAAUGGACGCAAUCUCGGAAGAUAUCAGGACAUUGGGCCUCAGAGGACACUGUACCUUCCUGGCCCCUGGCUUCAGCCGAAAGACAAUGAGAUCAUCAUGUUUGAGAUGAUAGAGAAGGGUUUUUACAUCCGAACUACAAACAAACCCCAGCUGCAAGGCUAGGACAACACAAGUCUUGGAUUGUUGGAGCCAUCCCAGAAUGUUUCGACAGGAUUUUGAUCACUGCUAAGAAUAUCAAACAUCGAGUUGCGCGCAGAAAAAUACAACACUACCCUUAAUU